This is a messenger RNA of Trichoplusia ni (cabbage looper), 2152 nucleotides long. RefSeq names its product balbiani ring protein 3-like. NCBI's taxonomy places the organism in Eukaryota, Metazoa, Arthropoda, Insecta, Lepidoptera, Noctuidae. Gene Ontology annotation, molecular function: growth factor activity. Gene Ontology annotation, cellular component: membrane. Bases 406 to 990 code for a protein of 194 amino acids. The transcript has 5 exons. The record is from RefSeq and is a predicted model, not a curated record.
AAUUGUUACAUAGUAAUUACAUUAGAAGUGCCAGAUGUAUGAGAUUGGUAGGAACUAAAAUCGGUGCAGGAUAUGUAGUUCCGUUCAAAAUUCUUGUAAUGCCGCUACAUUUUGGUGCUGUCAGCGUUGUGACGUAUAAUCAGCUGUGGUGAGUGAGCGGCGCGCGACGUCGGCGGUGACGCAAGCGGGCGGGCCUACCGGCGGGCGCGCGCCGCUCGAGCCCACGUGUUGAGUCAGGCAGGCUCGCUUUAUAACAGCAUACGGCCCCGGCAGCCAGCACAAUCCAACAGACCGCGGAACAAGCAACACGUACAGUGACAGUGAAUACAACACGUGAUUAUCUCAACAGAUAACAGUGAAUAAAUCGUGAUUAAAUAAAAAGUGAUAACUAAGUGAAAGGUGAUAAUGAUGAUGGCUAAAAUUGUUUUGUGUUUGGUUCUGUGUGUGGUGGUAGCGGGACACAAGCACCACCCCAAGUUCCCCAAGAACACAGAGGAUUAUAUCAUACCGAUGCCCAGGAAAGUCGCAUGCUCCGGUGACAAUGAACGUGAACGUGGUAACAUCAUUGAACAGUCAAAAUGUGGAGAUCCUAAAGAUGUCUUCGAAUACUUGAAAGUGAAGGCUGCGCAUGAACAGAUCAGUCCUCGUGCCGUGUGGGUCAAGCGCUGCGUCGGCCUCUGCGAGUACGAGAACGAAGGCACCUGCGUGGCCACGGAGACCGCCAUCCGGCACAUACCGAUUCGAAUAUACAACGUGAAGACAAACAAGGAGACGUGCGCCACGUACCCCAUCGUGGAGCACGUGUCGUGCGGCUGCUGCUCGCUGUCGCCGGAGGAGUGCGCGGCGCCGAGGGUGUACAAUCCUCGUAAGUGCUCCUGCCAGUGUCCCAACAUGGAGGAACGCCGCAGUUGUCUCAGAAAGCGGAACCAGAAUAUGAGGUGGAAUCGGUCUAAGUGCGCAUGCGAGAAGCGGAGAAGGUCGGUGAAGUGAAGCACGCCCAGCUCACAGACAUUAUGUUGGGGACAAGUGAUACCGGUGUUGUGAAACUUGGAGACUAUGGCGACCACGGCGCGAGGCGCCUGGUCGAGUGUUAAUAGUGCGGUGACAGUAGCGUCGCCUACAACGCCGACGACGUCCUAGUGACGAGUGAACUAUGAGUCAGCUCACAGUUUGGAGACCAGAGUCAGCGGUGCGACGGUGCGCGGCACAGUCCUGCCCGCCCAGUAUAUGUACAGCGCGACUGAUACAAGUGUCCUUAGUCUUAAAUAUUCAGAAUUUGACAGUAUUAUACUACGUAAGUUAUUUAUUUGUAUAGUUCGUAAGAUGAAAUGGGGCCAAAAGGUGCUGUGAGUAGACUUUGUUAAUUUAUUCCAUGACUUUUUGGUUUGCUGUCUAAUGUACUUAAAGUUGUAACUCAAACGUAUUAUUUUUAGUUUUAUUAUUUAUUGUAAUGUUCCCUAAAGGGGGCGUUCUGUAGGUUAAGUGAUGGUGUGGUCUGCUGACCAUAUCACAGUUUCUCUGAGAACGAUACUUUUAAUUUAUUUCUAUUAUGCUUGGGAUCGAACCUCGCAAUGUUUGUGGUCAAGGGCCUGUUACUUACUACUAACAAGUGACUGCUAAUGUAUUAUAAUUGUAGUUAAUGUGCAUUUUUUCGCAAUUCGCGCGACAUCACUGUUCAGUAUUUAAGUAUUUAGUAUAAUGAUGACGAGCGUAAAACUGAUUUUGCGCAAUUCCUAAAUUGUGAUAAUAGUUAUUCCAUUUCUGAUAGGAUAAUGUUUAAAUGUAAGUAAUAUAGAGCUAAGAAAAAUAGAAUUUAAAGUAUUUGCUUUCUAGUCAAGCGUUAAUAUCAUUUGGUAAUUUAUUUAUUUAUUUAAAACUGUCUCUCUUAAGUAUUUAUUUAAGAUGUAAUUUGAAUUUCAGGCACCGCCCGUAGGUACUAAUUAGAGUGUAAGUUAGGGACCUAGUCUUCGACGUGCCAAAGGCAUAGAAUCUCGUAGGUUUUCUGAUUAAUUUAUUUGUAUUAUUAUUUAUUUAUGAUCACUGAACGGAGGUACUCGAGCUUUAAAAGCUAAGCGACGGACAUGAUUAGAUAUAAUGUUUUGUAUUACUUUAGUUUAUAAGUUAAACAAUAAACCUUUUUUUAGAAAACUCA